Messenger RNA from Eucalyptus grandis, 1559 nucleotides. Its product is annotated as MLO-like protein 13. The coding region runs from base 44 to 1471 and encodes 475 amino acids. The transcript has 14 exons. Lineage: Eukaryota; Viridiplantae; Streptophyta; Magnoliopsida; Myrtales; Myrtaceae. Gene Ontology annotation, cellular component: membrane. Gene Ontology annotation, biological process: defense response. The record is from RefSeq and is a predicted model, not a curated record.
UUUCUGAACCAACGUAGCUGCGGGAGCGGUGUUGGUGGUGGCGAUGGGGAAUGAGUCGGGAUCUCUGGAAUACACGCCCGCAUGGAUAUUUGCGGGUGUAUGCUUCAUCACUGUUUUUCUCUCUCUUUGUGCUGAACGAGGCCUUCACCCGCUUGGCAAGUUCUUAAUGCGCAAGAAGCAAGGCGCUCUCUUCGUUGCCCUACAAAAAUUUAAAGAAGACUUGAUGCUCUUAGGGUUCAUUUCGUUUCUGUUAAUUGUUUUUCAAAGCAUACUCGGUCGAAUAUGUAUCUCUACACAUCUGGCCUCGCACAUGCACCCAUGCAAGAAGCAAUCUUCACAUAUCGCCACUCAUGGAGAGCUUUUGCUGACAAGAAACUACAAGAGAGGGCUUUUAUCACCGGAUGAGAGUGUGGACAUCUGUGCACGUAAGGGACAGGUUCCACUGUUGUCGAUAGAGGCGUCACAUCAACUUCAAAAAUUCAUCUUUGUAUUGGCAGUCGUUCAUGUCAUCUUUUGUGGGACUGCUAUGGUUCUUAGCGAAGCAAGGGUCCGUCGAUGGAAAAGGUGGGAAGACUCAAUUCGGAGAGGACACGCAGCCGCAGGUGAUGCUCAUCGCCGCCAUCAUGAGAUCUUCAGACUGCGCGCAAGUGGAUAUUGGAGGAAAGUAGCUAUUGUGAGCUGGAUGAUUUCAUUUAUGAAACAAUUCUAUGGUUCUGUCACCAAGUCAGAUUAUAUCGCUCUGCGACACGGAUUUAAAAUGGCCCAUUUGCCUUUGGUACCUGAAUCGACAUUUGAUUUUCACGACCACAUGAUGCGAAUUCUUGAAGGUGAUUUUAUAAAAAUAGUCAGCAUAAGCUGGUUCUUUUGGCUAUUCAUCGUCGUCUUUCUGCUACUAUAUGUGCAAGGAUGGAACACGUACUUUUGGUUGUCGUUUCUGCCAUUAAUCCUUUUGCUCCUUGUUGGUGCUAAACUGGAGCAUAUAAUAAUGCGCUUAGCUCAGGAGGUGGACAGUACUGAUCAUGAUCAUGAAGCCGCUAGAGUGAAGCCCUCUGAUGAUCACUUUUGGUUUCGUCGGCCCGGAAUUAUUCUUCGGCUGAUUCAAUUCAUUUUGUUUCAAAAUUCUUUCGAGAUUGCCUUUUUCUUCUGGAUAUGGAGCACUUACGGACUCCACUCGUGCAUUAUGGAAAAGCCUGGUUUCAUCAUCACAAGACUCAUAAUGGGAGUAAUUGUUCAGGUCCUCUGCAGCUACAGUACCCUGCCUCUGCACGCUCUAGUCUCUAAGAUGGGAACCUCGUUCGAGUUUGGUCACCGUCUCCAACCCAACCUAGGGCAAAGGCUUGUUCAUGGAAAGGGCGACCACCCAUCUAGCGUAGCAACCGCUUCACAUUCGCACGGAAUGGGCACGCAAUCAUUGGAAACCUUUCAUGUGGCCGAGCAAGCGCAGGAUAUUGAAGUCGAGAAUGGUCUCUGAUGUCUCUCGAGUACCAGGCUCGAAACUCCAUUUAUUAAUCUUAAAAAUCAUGGACACGAUGAUGGCUUCGUGCGCCAUUUUUGGGAUA